Molecule: messenger RNA, 3688 nt
Organism: Phascolarctos cinereus (koala)
Lineage: Eukaryota; Metazoa; Chordata; Mammalia; Diprotodontia; Phascolarctidae
Gene: HENMT1
Product: HEN methyltransferase 1
Biological process (GO): piRNA processing; RNA methylation; siRNA processing
Cellular component (GO): nucleus; cytoplasm
Molecular function (GO): O-methyltransferase activity; RNA methyltransferase activity
Source: RefSeq, a predicted model, not a curated record
CUAGGACACGUAGGCAUGCCCAGGCUGAGUCAAACUGCGUGGCAGCAGGCCCUCUGAGCCAGACCGGAAGCAGGCGUGGAGGAAGGCAGGAAACCGGAAGUGGGUGGCGGCGGGAGAAGGCGGGAGCGGGUGAGCUUCCUCAGCCCGAAGGGCUGGCUCUGGGGGAGGCUGCUGGGCGUCUGCUGGGGAUCAGGAAGCCUCCGGGCCUGGCCACGAUAGCCCUGCUCUUUCUUGUUUCGUAGGCCUCAAGGAGUGACGUUAUGGUUGAUUCACACGUUCGAGGAGUUCAAGUAAAGGAGAACAUUAAGUUCACACCUUCAUUAUCUGAACAGCGGCAUAAGUUUGUUUUAGAUUUUGUACGGAAACACAAACCCCAAAAGAUUCCCUGUUCACUCAAGACUUCCUUGUCUUCUUUCUUGAGGAAGGUUGCAGAUUUGGGAUGUGCCAACUGUAAGCUCUUGUGGAGGCUAAAAUAUCAUGAAUCCAUUGAGGUGCUUGCUGGACUGGAUAUUGAUGAGAACAUAUUAACACGGAACAUUUAUAGGUUACAUACAGGUGCUGGAGACUAUCUAGAUCCCAGGGAGAGGCCUUUAACUAUUACCUUAUAUCAUGGCUCUGUGGUGGAAAAAGAUCCUUGCCUCCUUGGAUUUGAUUUGAUAACUUGCAUAGAAUUAAUAGAACAUCUAGAAGCCAAAGAGUUGUCCCAGUUUCCAGAAGUAAUAUUUGGAUUCUUCUCUCCAACCACGGUUAUUAUCAGCACACCAAAUUCCGAAUUUAAUCCCUUGUUUUCAGGAAAGACACUAUUCCGACAUCCAGAUCACAAGUUUGAAUGGGACAGAACACAAUUUCAAAGUUGGGCUUUAGAUGCAGCAAGACACUAUGGUUAUUCAGUGGAGUUUACUGGAUUAGGGGAACCACCACCUGGAGCUGAGGCUGUUGGGUUCUGUACUCAGAUAGGGGUCUUUGUGAAAACUAUACCAAACACUGUUAAAUCUCUACACGAUGAAAAAACUAUAGAAUGUGCUCAUACAACAGUUGGUACAGUGAUAUAUCCAAGCCUGAAGGAAGAAAAGUACCUUCGGAAGGCAGUAUCCAACGAAGUUUUUUCUCAAAUCUUAAAAAUGAAGAGAGUUCUACUGGAGAGUCUCAAGAUGAAGAAUGACAAUGAUAAUAGUGAUGAGCUUGAAUUUGUCAAGCCUAAAUGUGAUGAGUCCAAAAAUGACCCCACUGAGGAGAUCCCCAAGCCAUUCUGUAUUGAAAAUGUAUUUUAUGUACCCCUGGAAAGGCUUUUCUCUUUCCCCAAAAUAAAACACCUAUGUGGUGACCUUGAGACGUUAAAAAUGCUAAUUGCCAAUGAAGUAAUGCUAAGCAGUGAUGGUUCUUCUGUCAUGAUUAACACUGUCGAUGAAGAGGACUGUGAUUUGAGUGACAAUGAUGGGGAUGACUUACGAUUUGUUUGACUACAGUGGGGAGAAGCAUAAUGGUGGUGGCUCUGAUGGGACUUGCCUAUGAUGGGGAUGACCACAAAGAUCACUGCCAAGUCAUCGUUGUUUUCACAAAUUCAGGGAAUUAAACUUCUUGAUGGGCUCUGCUGGUUUUUUUUUCUUGUAGGAAUCUUAGGACAGUUUUAUUAGUUUGAGGUUUGGGGUUAAAUUUAAAUUACUGAUGUUGUAAACAAGUGGUGCCAACCUGAAAUAGAAAUGGGGCCACUAUACCAUUCCUAAAGAUCCUUAGGGGCUACAUAUUGACUCAGAAAAAACCACAUUACCAUUAUGUAUGUUCUGUUGUAUUUUUAUUUUGUUAUAAAUGUCCUAGUGAUAUUCUAAUCUAAUUGUUGGUUUGACACAGCUGGUUCAAACUCCUGGACUCCCUUAGGCCGACUCUCCUUACCAGAAACACCUGAGCAGAACUACCUACACCUUCAGAUCGCAGAGCUAGAUUAUGCCCUUCUGUGCUAAGCAUUAAUGGCAAAAAAAAAAUGUUCCUAGUGAGAGAGACAUGUUUUCAUUGGAACUCUCGGGGUAGAUGUUAUUUACCCCAUGCCAAGGUGAUUUGGCAACUCUGCUGGAGGAUUUGUCAGCAGCUUCUCUGGCUUGCCUUUUUGUCCCACCUGGGCCUGCAAAAGCCUGCUCAGUUUCCCCUUUUUGUUUUGUCUUCUCUGGAGCUUAAGAGAAUCCUGCUCUGGAGUUCUAAAAUGGCCUUGCAUAGAUUGUAAGACAGUGCUGUUGAUAGUGGAAGCUGAGGAAAAAACUGGGGGAGAUGAGUGAACAGGGAAUUAUGGGUUCAGGAAGUAGGAAACAAGAACAGGAGGGUGCAGUGUUGUAUAUGAGGGAGGAGGAAAUGUUAGGCCGUCAGCGACUCAAAGACUAAUGGCUAAUGUGAGAUGAAUAUCAAAGUGAACAUUCUUGUAAAAGGAGUCCAGCUUCAGAAUGGGGCAUUUUUCCUCAGUACCUUCUUUUCUUCCUGUACUCUCCACCUUUAAAAAGCUUUCAUCUUUUUACUGCCAGGCAUCCUGUUGUAUCUCCUUAUUUUCUUACAUUUGUGUUCUUGUAACACAACAUUAAUAUUGAAAAGAGAUAGGACCUGUGACCUUGUUGAAGAGAAAACGCCCUCUUUCAACUGCCCAGAGUACAACUUCACUUGUCCAUGUCAGACCUGAGAGUCAAAUCCAGGCCUUCCUAGCUUCAAGGCCAUUUCUAAUCAUUCAACCACACUGUCUUUGCAUCAAUUACAUAAGGGAUUCCUUCACUUCCUAUUAUCUCACAGCUCCCUGAUAUUAGCUGUUGACUCUGAACAUUUGCUUUAUGCACCCUGACUCUGGAUUGCAGGCAUAGAAACAAAUCUGAUGUGCAGAAAUCAGACUCUCCAGUGUCGGACAAAAACCAAAAACAGCCAGAUGGGACAGUUCAGAUGGGAAAGUCAGGCUUGUGUUGUAGGAAAAAUCUUCAUGCUUUUAUUAAAAUGUAAAAUGACUUGAGUAUACCUGCUUAGUCAGGAAAGUAAUACUUAAAUUGACUUAGAAAAAAGAAUCACAUGUAGGCAAUUUGGGAAAAGUGGAAACCAAAACUAUCACCUAGGACUCUAUGAGCAGGUUCCUCAAGAAUCCUAGAAGCUUCAGCUGCUUAAGAUUUCACAAAGAUUCUGAGCUGAAAAGUAACUUGGAACACAUCUAGUUCAGUCUGCGCCUAACAAAAAUAUUACCACCACAACAGAUUUUUAAUCCCAGUGAACAGAGCCCCAACUCCCGAGGGAGCCCAUUCUACUUCUGUACCUCUCUGACUGUUGGAAGUUUUCUGCAUAGCAAGACUAUUUUCUUUCUAUUUCUUGUGGUAUUGUCCUCUGGUACCAACUAGAACCAGUAAUUCAACUGAAAUAAUGCAAGGCUUGUGCUGAGGAUAUAAAGUCUGUCAUCUAGGCGCUUAAGGUCUUUUAGGGAGUACCGUUUGUAAAUAUAAGUAAGAUAAUUGGAGAAGGGACAUAACACUAAUUAGAGAGGGGAGGGAAAUCAGGAAAGAUUACCUAUAUGACUGGCUCAUAAAUUCAUCUUGAAAAGCUAAGGAUUCUAAGAGGCUGAUGCAUUCCAGGUAUGUAGGACAGCCUGCUCAAAGGACCACGGGGACAGUGGGAAGGCCAGUUUAGCUAUAGCAAGGUGGCACAGUGACUAGAGCGCUGGGCCUGGAGUCAGAAA